This is a messenger RNA of Knipowitschia caucasica, 4095 nucleotides long. Lineage: Eukaryota; Metazoa; Chordata; Actinopteri; Gobiiformes; Gobiidae. The record is from the annotation of a GenBank genome assembly.
AUGGGACGGUGGACGCCGAAACUUUCAACACAAAUAGUGUGUCUGAUCCUCAGCACCUGCAUAAUAUGCCAGUGUGGACUGAUCAACGGGGAAAUCUGCCAGAGUAAAGACAUCCGGAAUAAUGUGACCAACCUGCAGAUGCUGGAAAACUGCACAAUCAUCGAAGGCUACCUACAGAUUCUACUCAUGUUUAAAACAAAGACUGAAGACUUUCGAGGCCUCAGUUACCCGAAACUCAGAGUGGUGACCGAGUACGUGUUGCUCUUCAGAGUCUACGGGCUGGAGACUCUUGCACAACUCUUCCCAAACUUGACUGUGAUCCGCGGAAACAAGCUCUUCUUCAACUACGCGUUGGUGGUAUACGAGAUGCUACAGAUGAGAGAACUGGGUUUGCACAGUCUUAUGAACAUCACCAGAGGAGCAGUAAGAAUUGAAAAGAAUGAUGACCUCUGCUAUCUGGCAACCCUUGACUGGUCCAAGAUCCUGGACUCAAUGGAAGACAACUACAUUGUGGCGAACAAAAACGAGAGGGAGUGUGGAGAUGUAUGUCCUGGGACAGCGCAGGGCCAGACCAUCUGCCCUCUGAACACCAUCAACGGGCAUUUUCGGGGUCGAUGCUGGUCACAGGAGCACUGUCAGAGAAUAUGCUCAGACAGCUGCAAACACGGAGCAUGUACAUCCCGGGGCCAGUGCUGCCAUGAUCAAUGUCUGGGUGGUUGCUCGGAGCCUGGUAAUUCCAGCAGCUGUGUGGCCUGCAGAAACCUUCAACAUGGAAGUACUUGUGUGGAGAAGUGUCCUCCUGGGUACUACGUCUUCAGAGGCUGGCGCUGCAUUACCUUUUCCUACUGCCAGGAACUGCACAACCAGUGUCAACAAAUGAAGAUGAAUCAGGACCAAGCCAGCUGCUCGGAAUAUGUCAUCCACAACGGUGCCUGCAUCCCAGAGUGUCCAUCUGGAUACACUACAAAAGACGCCUUUACACUGACCUGUUCCCCAUGUGCCGGCCGCUGUCCCAAAUUGUGUGUGGGAAACAAAACUAUUGACUCAGUAACUUCAGCCCAGGCUCUGAGAGGCUGCACUGUGCUCCAAGGCAACAUGAUCAUCAAGAUUCGAGGAGGCAAUAAUAUUGCAGCAGAGUUGGAAGCUAACUUGGGUCAGCUCGAGGAGAUCACGGGGCACCUGACUAUCCGCAGAGCCUAUGCCCUCGUCUCCCUGUCCUUCUUCCGAAAACUGACCACCAUUAGAGGAAAACAUCUUGAACAAGGUGAUUUUGCCUUUUAUGCGCUGGACAACCAAAACCUUCGUGAGCUCUGGGACUGGUCCAAACACAACCUGACCAUUGUUAACGGCUGCGCCUUCUUCCACUUUAAUUCCAAGCUUUGCAUGUCUGAGAUUAGACGUAUGGUGGAUGUAACAGGAGUGAAGAACUGCAACAAAAAGAAUGAAAUUGCUGCCCGAACCAAUGGGGACCAAGCUGCCUGUGAGACCAAACGUUUAACAUUUACCUCUGUCAAGAUAUCAUUCAAUAAGAUUGUGGUCAAGUGGGAACCGUUCUGGCCACCAGAUUAUCGGGAUUUAUUGGGUUUUAUGGUCCUUUACAAAGAGGCGCCUUUCAAGAAUGUGACAGAAUUUGAUGGCCAGGAUGCUUGUGGCUCAAACAGCUGGAUUAUUGCUGAUGUUGAGCCCCCGCGUCGUGGGACAGAAGGCAAGAAGCAGGAAGACCCGGGUCACCUGAUCCGACCACUUAAGCCUUGGACUCAGUACGCCAUCAUGGUGAAAACCCAGCUCUCUGCCUCCGAGGAGCACCCGGUCCACGGAGCAAAGAGCGAGAUCCUGUAUGUCCGCACCAGUGCCUCCAAGCCUUCUGUUCCUCUGGUGUAUAUUUCCUCCUCUAAUUCAUCUUCUCAGAUUAUCUUGAAGUGGAAGCCUCCAACCAAUCCUAAUGGCAACAUUACCCACUAUCGAGUCAUCUGUAGAAAGCAGCCUGAAGACAGUGACCUUUACAAAUUUGACUAUUGUUUACAAGGGAUGAAACUACCUUCUCGGACCCCUACCCAUUUGGACAUCGACGACAAACAGGUGUGGAAUAAUACUGAAGAGCCCAAUGUGGGGAAGUGUUGCACUUGUCCCAAGACUGACCUCCAACUCAAGAAGGAGCAGGAGGAGAUCGAGUUUGGCAAAGCCUUUGAAAACUAUCUUCACAAUGAAAUCUUUGAGAUCAGACCAGCCAGGCGCAGACGCUCACUGGGAGUUGCCAAUGCCACCCAUUCCCCCUUCAUACAGAGCACCUUCACCUAUGACUCCACCACUCUCACCCCUGAAGCUAAAGAGAAAGAAGGAUCCAAGGUUGAGCUCAAUGUGUUUUCUAAGGAGUCUACGGUCAUCUCCAACCUUCAACACUUCACUAGUUACAAGAUUGAAGUCAUGGCGUGUAACCAUCCCACGGACCCAGAUCGCUGCAGCAUGCCUACCUAUGUCAGCGCUCGCACCAUGCCUGAAGAAAAGGCAGAUGAUAUUCCAGGUCCUGUAACCCAUGAAGUAAUGCAUGGUGAAACUCACUCCGUACUCAUCAAGUGGAGUGCCCCCGUCUCCCCUAAUGGCCUCAUCAUUUUAUAUGAAGUAUUCUAUAAGAGAGAAAGCGAUACAGAGAUUCAUACUGCUUGUGUAUCACGGCCAGCUUACAUUAAAAUGUUAGGCACAAAGCUGUCUCUUGUGCACCCAGGAAACUAUAGUGUGAGGAUCCGGGCCACCUCUCUGGCAGGAAAUGGGUCCUUUACAGAGGCCACUUACUUCGUCAUGCCAAACAAAGAUCCGGAUGUUGUUUGGCUUGUUAUUGGGCCAGUUAUUUGCGUCAUCUUGCUGCUUAUUGUAGGGACUGGUGUAUUUGUUGUUCUCAAAAAGAGGCAGACUGAAGGCCCAACAGGGCCCCUUAUCGCCUCAUCUAACCCGGAGUAUAUCAGUGCAAUUGAUGUGUAUGUUCCUGAUGAGUGGGAGGUGCCCCGUGAGAAGAUCAAUGUAUUGAGAGAACUGGGACAGGGAUCUUUUGGUAUGGUGUAUGAAGGAAUCGCCAAAGACAUUGUCAAAGGAGAGCCAGAGAUGCACGUCGCUGUCAAGACGGUUAAUGAGUCGGCCAGUCUGAGAGAGAGGAUUGAGUUCCUAAAUGAAGCCUCUGUCAUGAAAGCCUUCAGCUGCCACCAUGUGGUCCGCCUGCUUGGUGUGGUAUCCAAAGGUCAGCCUACACUAGUGGUCAUGGAGCUAAUGACCCAUGGGGAUCUUAAAAGUUACCUGCGUGGUCUAAGACCUGACUCAGAGAACAACCCUACAGGCCGGUCACCUCCCACGUUGAAAGAAAUGAUCCAGAUGGCAGCAGAGAUAGCUGAUGGUAUGGCUUACCUUAACGCCAAGAAGUUUGUACACAGGGAUCUCGCUGCCAGAAACUGUAUGGUGGCAGAGGACUUCACUGUUAAGAUUGGAGACUUUGGUAUGACGCGAGACAUAUAUGAAACGGAUUACUACCGUAAAGGUGGAAAAGGUCUGCUCCCUGUCAGGUGGAUGGCACCAGAGUCUCUGAAGGAUGGUGUGUUCACUGCCCACUCUGAUUGCUGGUCAUUUGGAGUCGUGCUGUGGGAGAUCACCACACUGGCAGAGCAGCCAUACCAGGGCCUAUCUAACGAACAGGUCCUCAAGUUUGUGAUGGAUGGAGGAUACCUGGACAGACCUGACAACUGCCCAGAGAGGAUGCACAACCUAAUGCAAAUGUGCUGGCAGUACAAUCCCAAGAUGCGUCCGAUGUUCCACGAGAUCAUCGAUAUGCUGAGAGAGGACUUGCAUCCAUCGUUUCAGGAUCUCUCCUUUUUCUAUAGUGAAGAGAACAAGGUCCCAGAGACGGAUGACUUUGACCUGGACUUAGACAACAUGGAGAGCAUCCCACUGGACCCGUCGUCGUACUCCCAAAGAGAAGAAAGUUUAGGCAGAGACUGUGGGCCAUCAGUGGGCCUGAGGGGGAACUACGAGGAGCAUGUUCCCUACACACACAUGAAUGGUGGAAAGAAAAAUGGACGAAUCUUAUUGUUACCCAGAUCCAGCCCAUCCUAA